Molecule: messenger RNA, 1280 nt
Organism: Parathielavia appendiculata
Lineage: Eukaryota; Fungi; Ascomycota; Sordariomycetes; Sordariales; Chaetomiaceae
Product: alpha/beta-hydrolase
Exons: 2
Coding region: 177-1193 (338 amino acids)
Molecular function (GO): hydrolase activity
Source: RefSeq, a predicted model, not a curated record
AUCCCCCAGCGAUGAACAAUUAAUUAGAGUACUUUUAGAGUUCUCACCUUGCCCUCCAGUCUUCCACAGAAACACAAUACACACAUUUGUCUCACCCUCUACUCGAACCGUCCAUUGCUCCUCUCACCCAGGCGGGCCGUCAUAACCCUCACGACUUGACUACCUAAAUAGCGAACAUGUCGCUGGACUCAAACCUCGGAAUCCCUGACGCACGGCGCAAUAACGUGGCUGCCGACCUCGAAGCCAGGUUCGACCGUAUUGAUGUCGCUUACAAGACGGUGAACAACACGCCUAUUGAGGCUGCCAUCUUCGUUCCAAAGACCCUUUCUCCCGAAGCGGGGCCCAAACCUGUUCCGGUUUUAGUGCAUUUUCACGGUGGUGCUCUUAUCGUCGGCGCCAACCCCGAUCCCUUCUUCCUCACCGACUGGAUCCGUGACUUGGCCUACACCACGCCAGCCAUCUUCAUCUCAGUAGCCUACCGCCUCGUUCCCGAAUCCCGCGCCGUAGACUCGCUCGAGGAUGCUGCCGACUUCUGGGCCUGGCUGCACGCGCACCUGUCCGCGACAGUCCAGUCCCACUGGCCGCACCUCAUCCCAAACCUCGACCGCGUCGCCGUCGCCGGCGAGAGCGCGGGCGGGUUCCUGGCCAUCCAGUCCGCGCUCCUCUUCAACCGCACCGCCAAGCUCCGCGCCGUCAUCGCGCAGUACCCGGCCUUGCACACCGACCUCACCACUUCAACCGACAAGGGCGUGCGCCCGGUCAACGACGAUCCCAAACUGAGGGCCGUGGUGGACGGCUAUCUCCAGAGCAUCAAGCCCGGCAGCGUCCGCGUGUCGACGCCGCUUCCCACGCUGGGCGCGUUCCUCGGAGCGGUGCUGCAGCGGGGCUGGCCGACGCUGUACGAGAUGUUUGGCGAGGACGACGAGGGCAGGCUGACGCUGAGGAGGGCGCUGGCCGAGGCGGAGGAGGUGCCGCCGCCGAUGUGGGUGCUUCAGGGCACCGAGGACUCCAUUAUUGAUACGCCGAGGGUCGAUGAGAUGGUCGAGAAGAUCAGGAGCCAGAGGCCCCGGGCGGUGGUCAAGUACACGAAGCGGCCCGGGGACCAUGGGUUCGAUAUCGGGAGUAGGCUCGAGGAGGACUGGGCUAAGGAGGGGGUGGAAUUUAUCAAGGGGUAUUGGCUUGGAGCGCAGUAGAGUAAAAGAGUACCUUACCUCAGGAUAAUGAACAUCCAUCAGAAGAGAUCAUAGGUUGCUGCACAAAUACGGGACACAGAAUGUGCC